This is a messenger RNA of Neurospora tetrasperma FGSC 2508, 1082 nucleotides long. Its product is annotated as calcineurin subunit B. Gene Ontology annotation, molecular function: calcium-dependent protein serine/threonine phosphatase regulator activity; calcium ion binding. Bases 242 to 766 code for a protein of 174 amino acids. The transcript has 5 exons. Lineage: Eukaryota; Fungi; Ascomycota; Sordariomycetes; Sordariales; Sordariaceae. The record is from RefSeq and is a predicted model, not a curated record.
CUACCGACACGACCCAUUCGUAUUCUAUCGCUUCAGCGUCGCAUCACGUCGCAUCUUUUGGCACGGGCACAUUACUAUCAUCACGAGCACGACAACCAGCGGUGGAAAGGAAACAGAACAAAACGAGAACUUGUCAACGAUUCAGCACGGCGAUUUGUACACCACCGUGCACUUUGAUACCCAAUAAUACAGAUAUCCAUCGGUCGAAAGAGUCCAGCAAUACACAACACAAGCAGCAACCAUGGGCAACACCACCAGCUCCGUCCUGGACAACAUUGUCCAGGGAUCCAACUUCGACAGGGAAGAGGUUGACCGCUUGCGCAAGAGGUUUAUGAAGUUGGACAAGGAUAAUUCCGGUACCAUCGAGCGCGAAGAGUUCUUGAGCCUACCGCAAAUAUCGACAAAUCCUCUGGCUACAAGAAUGAUUGCCAUCUUCGACGAAGACGGUGGUGGCGACGUCGACUUUCAAGAGUUCGUAUCCGGUUUAAGCGCCUUCUCGAGCAAGGGCAACAAGGAGCAGAAGCUGCGGUUCGCUUUCAAGGUGUACGACAUUGACCGUGACGGCUACAUCAGCAACGGCGAGCUGUUUAUCGUGCUGAAGAUGAUGGUGGGCAGCAACCUUAAGGACCAACAGCUGCAACAGAUUGUCGACAAGACGAUCAUGGAGGCGGAUUUGGACAAGGACGGCAAGAUCAGCUUUGAGGAGUUCACCAAGAUGGUGGAGAACACGGAUGUCAGCAUGAGCAUGACUUUGGAUCAAUUCUAGUGUACUUCUCACACCACGUUUGGCUUCUGAUACCCUUGAAAGUGGGAAGCUGCUUUGUCACCUUCAGUAGACCGUUGAGGCUUUUUGUGCUCGGUUUCUUUUGCAACUGGCAGGUGUAUAGCCCACCUUCUUCCCGGUGGGAUGAGUUGGGACAAGGAACGAUGUGAAGGAAAAGGAGAUAUACAAGCCUCGGCGCCCUUUUAUCUCAAUUGAGGCGCUGGGUGCUUGACGAAGACAUGAAGAAAACGGACAUAACACAGGAAGAUCUAAUAAAAGGCGCAACUUGACCCAAGCGAGUAUUAUAUCUCGCAUCCGG